Messenger RNA from Paramecium octaurelia, 604 nucleotides. The record is from the annotation of a GenBank genome assembly. NCBI's taxonomy places the organism in Eukaryota, Ciliophora, Oligohymenophorea, Peniculida, Parameciidae.
AAAAGAUGGAAGGCAAAUACCUACCGAUUGGUAAACCCUAGGGGGACGAUUUUGAUGAUGGAAUGAUAGAUAAAAUUAGUAGAGUCAAAAUCCAAUACAAUAAACAAAAUAUAGUAGCGAUAGGAAUAUUUUAUGAAUAGAGAUAAAUCUAUAAAUGUCAUAAUUUCUGUGCCAACAGUCUCAGCAAGUUUUAUUUUUAUGUUUGGGAAGAAGAAUUCGUUAUAGAAAAAGAUGAUUGUAAUUUUAAUGAGUUAUGUAGAUUUAUAGUAGGUGAGUGGUACUUAUGAUGGAAUUUACAUCACCUCAUUAUAAUUUGUGACAUAUAACGGUUAAUCUAUGCACUUUAAAGCAUCUUGUUAGGGAGAGUCAUUUAACAUUGAAAAUUAUGGUAUUUUAUUUAAAUUAUCUAGGUGAUACUUUCUCCAGUUGCAGUGGCUCAUUUGAUAGAAAUGGAUUAACAUCAUUAGCCUUCAAACUGAUGCCGCUUAAUUGGACUGACAUUGAAAGGAUUUCAAAUAAAAUUCUCUUGUUAUCUUAUGGUCAUCAUUAUCCUUAGAAAUAUAUUCCUCAAUUUACAUAAUAUUUAAACUAUCCAUUGAAUUGA